Messenger RNA from Polychytrium aggregatum, 1873 nucleotides. RefSeq lists its product as uncharacterized. Gene Ontology annotation, cellular component: anaphase-promoting complex. Bases 98 to 1717 code for a protein of 539 amino acids. Lineage: Eukaryota; Fungi; Chytridiomycota; Chytridiomycetes; Polychytriales. The transcript has 13 exons. The record is from RefSeq and is a predicted model, not a curated record. Gene Ontology annotation, molecular function: ubiquitin protein ligase binding. Gene Ontology annotation, biological process: ubiquitin-dependent protein catabolic process.
CUCAAGAAUAUUGAAUCGAUUCUCGGUGCUGCUCUGAAUCUCCCUGGAGAAAUCAACCACGACUGGAUCCUGGACCAGCUGAGAGGCGAAGCCAUCUAUGAGCUGUGUCCGUUCCUCCCGCGGGUGCUUGAGCGCUUGCUGUCUCGUCACGUCACAUAUUACCAGCGGACCGAUCGUCCCGAAUAUCGAUAUGUCAAUCGAUUCCAAGCUGUCACGGAGCUGCAAGGCCGUCUUCCACAAACGCACACUCGGCCCAUGCCUACGAUGGAUCGACGAUUAUCUGAUCCCCUGGCUUUGCAUUGCUUUUGGAUGCGAUGACUCGAGUCAAGACGAUUUCAUCUAUCCAUGGCGGACGCGGUUGAUUCGACACUUUCAUCGGUGCUUCUUUGGUCUGAGGGUCAGCGAGCUCUUUGAAAUCAUUGUCGAGUUUCCGUACUCGCGAUGUGCGCUGUUGGAUCUCUUGGAGUCGCUGAAGGUGACGGAUCGCUCCGAGCUCCUAGUCAGCUCGCUAUCAAAAUCCAUCGGCAAGCGCUUGCUUCAACCGGGUGCAACCACCGCAACGAUUGUGGAUUUCUACAUCGCACUACAGAAGAGCGUACUGCUCCUCGAUCCAGUCGGUGCGAUGACGCAGACUCUAGGGGACCCCAUCAAGCAGUACCUCAGACAGCGAAGUGACACCGUCAAAUGCAUCAUAUCAAAGCUGAUCGAUAGCCCGGGGAGCGAAGGUGGACAACACGACGACGGGAACAACGACUUGGCUGUCGAAUCUGAAGAAGGUCCCCUUCCAGAAUCGAUCGUCCGAAAUCUGCUUAGCAUCUACGAUACUUACGAUGUGUUUGUCAAAGAGUUUCAAAGUUCUCUCGCGAGCCGGCUGUGCCGUUUGCCCAAUUACGACACCGUUCUCGAGAUGGCCCAAGUUGAGCACCUCAAGACUCGCAUCGACGAAUCAAACCUACAAAACUGCGAAGUGAUGCUGCGAGACAUUUUCGACUCCAAGAGGAUCGACAGCCUCAUUCACGAAACCGGUUUCUUCAAGCAGGUCCCACUCCACAGCAGGAUUCUGUCUCGGCAGUACUGGCCCCCUUUGGAACAGGAGAUGUUCAAGCUACCUGAUGCGGUGCAGAGUCAAAUGGAGGAGUACCAGAAGAUGUAUGGGGACAUCAAACAGGGACGAGCACUCAAAUGGAUACCGUCCGCUGGAACAGUCUCGUUGACACUCGAUUUGAAGGAUCGCCGGCUCACUCUAGACGUGACACCUUUCCAGGCAUCGAUCAUCUCGUGCUUUGAAAACCAAGCGGAAUGGACCCUUGCAAAGCUCGCGGCCCAUCUUGAAACUUCGGAUAGCACCCUCAAGAAGAGGAUGGCAUAUUGGAUAAAGAUGAAUGUCAUAUCAGAGCCGGCCGACGGCGUGUAUAGACUGAUCGAGGAGUUGGAUCCUCUUGCUCACGAUGCAGAGGUGAAAUCCGCGUUUGUCCCUGCCAACGACGCUCAUGGGAGGCCGGCCCAACGGACCACGGCCGAGCCCGAAGAAAUGUGGGCAUUCCAUAUUCAAACAAUCAUGGGGCUGUUCCCGGCGCUUACGGCUGAGGAGCUGCUGCAGAAGAUGCAAAUGAUGUCAUUUAAUGGAAAUGUGGAUAACGUCAAGGCGCUGCUCCAAGUCCUCGUUGUUGACGGAAAGGUUAAAGCCUGCGGGCAGACAUAUUCGCUCAAGCAGUAGCGGAACUUGGAGGGCAUGGUGAUUCCAAAGUCGCAUGUCCGGAUUGUAUUUUCGUAACCAUCCGACUAACAAAAUAUUAUAAGAGCAAAGCAAACACGGGAUGGCCCAUGUGCAAUGGGCAUAUAGGGUACAGAUGCAACAAAUGCUCAAUGGAAU